AAAAAAGUCUCAAACAUGUGUUAAAAAUGACUUGCAUAAAGAUGAUAUUAACCAAGUUUUAAAAUUAUUCUCACGGUGGUUAUCAAAUCUUUCAUAUUCUGAAAAUAAAAAUCAAAAAAAAGAAGUAGUGUUGCAUAUAAUAAAAUUAUUAGAAAAUCAAAACACAAAUGAGUUAUCCUCUACAAAUACAACAAAUUGUUUAUCUAGUUUGCUACUCAUAAAAACUGCUAUGAAGAUUAAUGCAUUUGAUUAUUAUUUAUCUACAGAUAAAAAAUAUAUAAAAGCAGAUGAAACAGACAGCACAGAGAAGCAUUAG
Messenger RNA from Racocetra persica, 316 nucleotides. Lineage: Eukaryota; Fungi; Glomeromycota; Glomeromycetes; Diversisporales; Gigasporaceae. The record is from the annotation of a GenBank genome assembly.